AUGGCGGUAGCUGAGGCAAACAACGAAGCACCGCCAACUGCUGCUGCUGCAGCAGCAGCAGCAGCAGCAGCAGAUGAGCCAGCUGCAACAGCAGCAGAAGCAGCAGCAGCAGCACCAAAUUCAACAGAACAAUGCAUGGGUACGGAGACUGAUUCAGGUGUACGUACACGAACUCCUGAGGAGGCGCUAGCAGAUGCAGUAGCAGCAGCAGCAGAAGCAUCAGCAGCAGCAGCAGCACAAGUAGCAGCAGAUGAGGCAGCAGCAGAAGAAGAAAAAGCAGCAGCAGCAGCAGCAGUUGCUGCAGGAUUAACACUAACAUUAACACCAAAAGAAGAACAACUUUUCUCUCUUCUUAAUAGAUGUGUAGAGGAAAAUAAAUUAAAUGUUGAGCUGCGAGCAGCAGGAGGCUGGGUCCGCGAUAAGUUGUUAGGAAUUCCAUCAACAGACAUCGACAUCGCCAUCAAUCAUCUUACAGGAGCUCAAUUCGCUGAUGUACUCGUCAAGCAAGAAACUUAUGCGGAUACCACCAGCAGCACCAGCAGCAGCAGCAGCAGCAGCAGCAGCAGCAGCAGCAACACUAGCAGUAAUGAUACCAGCAACAGCAAUAAUGGGGGCAACAACAGCACCAAUGAUAACAACAGCAACAACAACAGCACUAGCACCAGCAGCACGAGCAGCAGCAACAGCAGCAGCAGCACGAACAGCAGCAGCAGCAGCAGCAGCAGCAGCAGCAGCAGGAGGAAGGGUAACCGUAUACCUGUAACACUGCAGCACAAAGUAUCCAGGGAAAGAAUAGGUAUAGAGAUAAAAAAAAUAUUCUCUAUACAUAGUAUAACUAUUAAUCAGCCUCCUGCUGCUGCUGCUGCAGAUGCAGCAACUGCAGCAACACUGCUAGCAGCAAGAGCAGCAGAACGAGCACAAACACAAGCAGCAGAAACAGCAGCAACAACACAAACUGCAGCAGAAGCCUCACCUCCUUCAGAUACAGCAGCAACAGCAACAGCAGCAGGAAGUGUUGCUGCUGAGAGUCAGGAGCAGCAGCAGCAGAAGCUGCUAAAGGGGCCCCUAUCUGGUGCAUUAAGGGGUAUGCUGCUGCUGCUGCAGCUGCGUGUAUGGGAGAUAAUAGUGUUACCCCUUGGUUACGAGGUGUAUAGACACCCUGUUGCUGCUGCUGCUGCAGCAACAGCAGCAGGUAAAUCAAAAACAAAGGCAAGAGAAAUUGCAGCCAUGGUAAGGAAGGAGCAGCAGCAAAUCGAUGCAGCAGCAGCAGCAAGGGUGUGGGGCCCCCUUGGUGCAUGCGCUGUUGUUGCUCUAAGACAUCUACUUGCAAGAAGACCGUUGCUGCAGAAGCUGCAGCAGCAGCAGCAUCAGCAGCAGCAGCACUCUGCGGAUGACGCAGCAGCAGCAGCAGCAGCAGCAUCAGAGGAGAUGACAGCAUUAUACGAGGGUUUAUCCAGAGGAGUAGAGCUAAAGGAAGGAGACAGUGUGCUGCGUCUGUUGCUGUUUGCUGCUGUGCUGCACCCCUGUAAGGAUCUCCUUGCUGUUGUUUCUGCUGCUGCUGCUGCUGCUGCUCCUGGUCCUCCUGUAAGGCGUAUGGCGGAGGCAGUUAUUGCUGCAUCAUGGAGGCUGCCCUAUGCUGAAGCAGCAGCAGCAGAUAAUCUAAUUAUGCAUGCGCAGAGGUUACGGGAAGUAGCAGACGAGGAAGCAGCUCUCCAGCAGCAGCAGCAGCAGCAACAACAGCAGCAGCAGCAGCAGCAGCAGGAGAAACGGGUAAAAUUAGGGUUAUUAAUAAAGGAAGUAGGGCCUAAUUGGAGGGAAGCAAUUCUAUUAGCAGCAGCAAAAGUCUUAGGAGAUUUAAUAUAUGAUGAUGCAGCAGCAGCAGUUGCUGCAGCGCAUGCAGCUGUUACUGCGGGGCCCAACACAGCAGCAGCAGCAGCAGACGAAGAAGAGCAGCAAAUGCAUAAGAAGAGGAGUAAUAACGGGGGGGAGGCAAAAGAACAAAAGAAGAUGUGUGUAUUAAAUACUGCAGCAGAGCGUCCUGUUGCUGCUGCUGCUGCAGAAGCAUCAGAAGGUCCUGCUGCUGCUGCUGCUGCUGCUGCUUCUGCAGCAGCACCAGAGGUAUCUAUACCCCAUUUAGAUUGUCUCCUUCUAUCUAAGGAGGAGACAGCAAAGGAGACACUUCGUCAUCUCUUACUAUUAAAGGAGACAAUAGAGACACUGCAGCUACAGGAUGCAUGGCGCAUGCAGCCCCUCUGCAACGGGAAACAGGUUCGUGAAGCAGUCGGAGCAAUAUCGGGUCCGGCUGUUGGAGAGUUAAUGCAGAAGCAGUUUGUAUGGCAAUUAGCCAACCCGGGGAAGACAGCGGAAGAAUAUUUAGAGUAUUUAAAGUCAUCAUAUAAACCCUCAUCAGCAGGGAAGAAAGAAUCAAGGGUUUAG
This is a messenger RNA of Eimeria maxima, 2436 nucleotides long. Its product is annotated as tRNA nucleotidyltransferase, putative. The transcript is spliced from 6 exons. The record is from RefSeq and is a predicted model, not a curated record. Gene Ontology annotation, biological process: tRNA 3'-terminal CCA addition. Lineage: Eukaryota; Apicomplexa; Conoidasida; Eucoccidiorida; Eimeriidae. The coding region runs from base 1 to 2436 and encodes 811 amino acids. Gene Ontology annotation, molecular function: ATP:3'-cytidine-cytidine-tRNA adenylyltransferase activity; RNA binding.